AUGAAAGCUAGCGUUCCUAUAAAUCUUCUCCUUGCUUUUGUCAUUUGUUCGAAUUUACUUUUCUUUGUAUGUAGCUGUACUAAAGAACCUUUUGAGAAUGUUUACUGCAAUCUUGAAGAUAUUUUCGCUGACUUUAUUCGCAGCUUACCUCAAAAUGCUUUUAACCAAAAAUAUUUGGAUAUCUACAACGAUCAAGUUAAGAUAAUGAUUAAGCUCUUUGAUUUUCUAAAAAAAUAUUUUUCGAUAUCCGGAUUAAGUAAGCUGUCUCGAGUAAAACAAGCCAACUUUGGUAUUUUCAAGUUAAUCUCCGAGAUUCAGAAUGAUCCAAAUAAUUGUCAAAUGGAAAAGGCUUCCGAGCUAUCAAAGCAGAUUACUCAAGUAAUUAAUAUGAUAAAACAUCAGAAGGAUGAAAUUAGAAUGAAAAAACAUGAAACUGGCCUAAUCGACGAUGAUUUCAAUUUUUUUAAAACAAUCCACGAUUAUAUCCAGGAAAUUGAAGUUAACUUGAGUCGUUCAAGUGAGUUUCUUGAAAAUAUUAUUCAAGAUCAGGGCUCUUCGACAUUAGAUCCUUCUUGGAUCGUUUGUGAACAUUCAGAGGUUCAGGGCAAUUACAUCCUUGUUAAUGCAGACAAUGCUCGAGAACUUAAUGACGAGGAAUGCACUCCUCCAAAGAUAAUUCAUAAACCUAAAAAAAGAGAAUUCUCGAUACUUUAUGGCAUACAACAAAAUCAAUUUUUUUUGAAUGAAAUUUUUUUGAAAUUUGGGUUUCUUUUCGACCUUAAAAGGUCGAAAAGAAACCCAAAAGAUGCUUUCAAAGAAAAUCUUAAAAUUGUGGUUCCUGAGUUAAUAAAAGUAAUUGAAGAUGAAAUCAAAGAACAACAUAAGCAAGCAAAGAUACUAGAAAAUUGGAAAGAAGAGCUUUCUGAAAAAAAUCGCAUACCGUAG
This is a messenger RNA of Mitosporidium daphniae, 945 nucleotides long. RefSeq lists its product as uncharacterized. Lineage: Eukaryota; Fungi; Microsporidia. Bases 1 to 945 code for a protein of 314 amino acids. The record is from RefSeq and is a predicted model, not a curated record. The transcript has a single exon.